Messenger RNA from Oncorhynchus kisutch (coho salmon), 621 nucleotides. RefSeq names its product glycoprotein Ib platelet subunit beta (gene gp1bb). Lineage: Eukaryota; Metazoa; Chordata; Actinopteri; Salmoniformes; Salmonidae. The transcript has a single exon. The record is from RefSeq and is a predicted model, not a curated record. The coding region runs from base 1 to 621 and encodes 206 amino acids.
AUGAUGAGGGGGUUCCUGCCAUGUGUGACCCAACUCCUGGGUCUGCUCCUCCUCUUGCUGACCCCAGGGAGGGUUGAAGGGUCAUCAGGCUGUCCCUUGUCCUGCUCCUGUCAUGGUGGUCAGGUAGACUGCAGCAGCCGCACCCUCACCACCUCCUCUUUACCCUCCCACUUCCCUCCUGCCAGCAUCGAGCUCCGUCUCCACGACAACCAGCUGACCACACUCCCCAACGGCCUGCUGGACUCCCUUUCCUCCCUCCGCUCUGUCUCUCUCCAUGGCAACCCCUGGGCGUGUGAUUGCGGCGUGCUCUACCUGCGUUCCUGGCUGCUCAAACAGCCUGUCGACUACGUGGGACACAGUAAUGUCACCUGCAGUUCCCCUCCCUUCCUGCGGGGAAGGCUGGUAGUCUACCUGGCUGAGGAGGAGGUUUUGGAGUCCUGUCACUACUGGUACUGUGACCUGGCACUGGCCUCCCAGGUCUUUCUGUUUGUGUUUGUGGCGGUGCAGGUGGGGCUGCUGGGUGCCAUGGUCGUGUUCCUAAGGAGGUUUGAAAGGCUGUCCCGUGAGGCACGAAGGACCACAGAGGAGAGCUUUGCUGGGGGGGUAGGGGCUUAUGAGUAA